Pomacea canaliculata is the source of this 1383-nucleotide messenger RNA. RefSeq names its product trafficking protein particle complex subunit 2-like protein. Gene Ontology annotation, biological process: endoplasmic reticulum to Golgi vesicle-mediated transport. Lineage: Eukaryota; Metazoa; Mollusca; Gastropoda; Architaenioglossa; Ampullariidae. Gene Ontology annotation, cellular component: nucleus; cytoplasm; TRAPP complex. The transcript has 5 exons. The coding region runs from base 152 to 568 and encodes 138 amino acids. The record is from RefSeq and is a predicted model, not a curated record.
CUUUCUUUUUUUAAAUUUUAUGUAUUUUAGUUUUUAUGACAAGAUCUUUUGUCGCUUUUUUCGGUUCCCAUUGACAGUACAUGGAGAGGGAACGAGGAGGGUUGAUGUCUGAAAACAUAUUUGAUAUCAUUUAUGACUAGUUAAAGAAGAUAUGGCUGUGUGCAUUGCUGUCAUCGCGAAAGAGAAUUAUCCAUUGUUCAUCAAAACAACCCCCACUGAUAAUGAACUGCAGUUCUAUUACACCGUGCACACUUCACUGGAUGUUGUAGAGGAAAAAAUCAGCUCUGUUGGCAAAAAUGUUAAUGACCUUCGUGAACUUUACCUUGGUCUCCUUUACCCUACUGAAGACUACAAAGUAUAUGGAUAUGUUACCAACACUAAGGUCAAGUUUGUUAUCAUCGUGGAAUCUUCCAACACGAUGUUGAGAGACAAUGAAAUCAGAUCAAUGUUUAAAAAAUUGCAUGGAGCUUAUGUUGACAUGCUGUGUAAUCCCUUCUAUACACCUGGUGAAAACAUCACAUCAAGGCAGUUUGAAAAUAUUGUGGUGGGAAUGAUGCAGCAAGACUGAAGGCAGCUGUUGCAGUGCCUCAGUCCUUCACCUGAAGAUUUCUGAAACUUUUGCAGCUCAGUCCAAGAAAAUGUUGAAUGUUGUGUGCCAACAGUAUGUAGUGGUGAUGGGAACAAGAUCAUGUGCAAUAUAUAGUAGUAAAUAACUUAACCUUUUUUUUUUGGGGUGUAUGGUGUGUGGAUGGUUGUCUGGACUAUAGAUGAGAGCAUGCAAUAUUUCAGCAUCAUGUAUAUGUGAUAUUUUGCUGAAUAUCUGUUAGCCUUACCUGUGAAUUACCUUCUGAUGCAGGGUUUCUCCAGUUAAAAUUAUUUAGGAAAAGGGAAGGGGUGGUGCUAAGCCCCUUUUCACUAGCUAAAAAUGGUUUUAUGGAUCAGUAACAAAAAAGUAAUGUACAUUUGUUAAUAUUAUCAUGAUUAAAUAUAAGUGGCAUAGUAUCUAAAAGAGUGCCACUGACAUUUGGAAACAGUAUGUCGACUAUAUUAUAAAAUGUCCCUACCUUAAUUCUUAUUAAACCCCUAAUUACAGAUUGUUUUCAGAUCUGGACAGACUUGAGCAGAAGCUCGAUGAUGUAAUUUACAAGUUUCUUGUAUACCUAGUACAUUUGAAACUGAGCCCUUUUGAUGACAAAUAUUUGGUGAGAAAUCAUCAUUGUGGAGAUAUUUAAAAUAUAAACCUAAGGUUACCAUUAUGAAUGUUGUUUGUUUUUUUUUUUGGGGGGGGGGGACAUCUUUGCAUCUUUGUCCAAAAAUUCUUUUGGAAUUCUUCUAUUUUUGCAGAGGAAUUAAACAGUCCAGAGUUUGUGGUACAAGUUAAAA